UUCGAGGAAUGUUUGCGCGCGAUUUUCUGGAGCCUUUCGGAAAUUUCACAAUUUCAGGCAAAGAAUCUAGACACACAUACACAUCACAUAGAUACGAACGCACACUGGCACACUUGUUCCGCUUUGGCGGAAUCCAACAACCACAUAUCGACAUGGGAAUCAAAAAUGGACGGUGGUGGUGGUGUUCGUGGUGUUGCUGGUGGUAUCGAUGCCACUGAAAUGUCACUUAUAAUUACCUCUACGUAGAGAAAAACUCGCUGCGAUUCAAACGAAUCGACUCUCGAUUGGAGUGAAUAGAAUCGAAACGAGCCGUAGCGGUUGGGAUCGGAUCGUUUUUUGGAUGGAGGUCAGCGGCAGAACACUUCAAAUCGACGGACAACCGGCUCGCUACGAGCAAAAAAGGCAACUGAAUGCGAAGCGAGCGCUGCGAACAAACUUAUUUGUUUUCCCUUUCCGUGCUCAAAACAAAAAUGAGAUAAUAGCGCCACCGCAGAGAGCGUUUGACUUGGCUCUUUUUGUGUCGGCGGCCGCCCGAUCAAUUAAAACCCCAUGCCAUCAAGGCCCGACUCUCCUAUAAUGCCGAUGAUUUUGGUCAGAAUAAAAACCCAGCUGAAAGAUACUGAGAGAUAACGCGACUCUCUUCCGCGGCUUUAAGUGCCAAAUGAGGCAUAUUUUCCUACUCUGGUGAAAUUAUUGUGAACCCAUCUGGAUACACGACGACACUCUUAAACGUUUGGUUGCCGCAAGAGCAACAGAAGUUGGCCCAAAUGAUAACGAUAUCAACAGUAGUCAUACACAUUUGAGAGGAUUUAAUGGGUGUUUGGCUGCGAAUGCCUCCCGAUUUUGGUAUAAGCAUGACCAUACCUAUUUGGUUUGUACGUGGUUCUUGGCUUGAUUAUCAGUUUAUUGUGUUUUGGAGCCAUAAAUACAUUUGUAUAUGCAUACUUAUGUUAAUGCAGUGCUCAGUAGUUUCUAACCAGCCGACAGGAUUUGCUAUGAGUAUCGAAAUUAUAUACAAAUACUGAUUGAAUAGCGAAUCUAAUCAAUCUAAGCAAAUGUUUAAAUUAAACUAUGAGAUAGUGGCAGUGAUUACUGUAUAGAUUGACAAAAACAUCAAGCUUAGUCAGCAUUUUGAAAACGACUGAAAAGGCCGUCAUCAAGUUUUCAUGCAACUGAAAUUAACUUUUUUUUCAAUUUGUUAAACCAAUUAAUUUUUUUAGAUAAUAGAAAGCCAUAAUGGUGGGAAGAAUGGCAAAAUAAAGCAAAUCUAUUUUACAUUUCUAAUAAAGUUUGUGUACAUACUUUUAGUGAGCCCUGCAUAAUAUGUCUAUACUGUCAUGAGUAGAUUAGAUUGGAAUUGGUGUGCGAAACGUGACCAUAGCUCUAACCCCAAACGUGUCUGCUUUUCUAAAUUUCAAAUUUCAUGUGUGGUACCAUGAAAUUAGGAAACAGCGACCUGGACAAUCGGCGCCAAUUUCUCCGCGACCUCGGCGCCAGUCGGGUGUUGGCCAACGCCCUGGCGCAGCGCACCUUCAGCGUGCCCAAGUUCAACCUGCGCCAGUUCCAGCGCCAGAGGUUCCGCCUCAGCGUCGAGCUGGGCGACAGUCACCAGGAUGUGGUGGACAAGGAGGUGCUUCGGGCCAUCCAGGAUGCGGUGGAGGGCCACGACGAUGUCGAGUCGCGUCCACGCACUCCAUCGCCGCCGCGGAACAUUGAUUGGCACUGUGCCAGGCGGGACAAUUCGCCGGCGAGGAACGACCGAUCGCGUCCUAGGAAUCGGCAAAGGGAGGAUAACUUCGUAGACCGGAGGGACAACAAUCGCGGACUUGUGGAACAGCAGAACCCAGGACGGGAGCCGAUCAAUCGAAAUCGGAAUUUUAAUCGCAAUAAUCCUGGCGUGAAUCCUGCAGUCGAAUUCAGUCGUAACAACCGCGGUGCAAUCCAGCAGGAACCCAAUCGCAAUGCAAAUGCGAAGGGCGUUAAUCGAAAUAAUCGGAAUAUGGACAGAAGUGAAUUUAAUCGAAAUAAUCGCAAUGCAAGUGACCAAGAACCCAACCGGGAUAAUCGAGAUGCAAGUUUCAACCGAAAUGAGAGUUCACGUCCUAAUCCACAGGAAUUCCGUGGUCCUAAUAGAAAUGCGAAUCCCCAGGAACUCCGUGGUCCUAAUAGAAACGCGAAUCCCCAGGAAUUCCGUGGUCCUAAUAGAAAUGCGAAUACCCAGGAAUUCAAUCAGCCUAAUAGAAAUGCAAAUGCACAGAACUUCAAUCGCUCUAUUAAAAAUCAAAAUCCGCAGGAUUUCAAUCGCCCUAUUAGAAAUCAAAACCCCCAGGAGUUCAAUCGCAAUAAUCGUAAUGCCAAUCCAAAGGAUUUCAAUCGUAAUAUCCGUAAUGCUGAUGAGCAGGGAUUUAAUCACAAUCGUAACGCAAGCAAUGAUGAAUUCAAUCGCAAUAAUCGUAACCGAAACAAUGAUGAAUUCAAUCGAAAUAAUCGUAAUGUUAACAACAAUGCAUUCCCACAAGGACCUAACCGUAACAAUCGUAAUGCGAAUGCACAAUUCAAUCGCAAUACUUUAGCAGACGAACCCCACUUCAAUAACCAACAUUUUCAAGGACCAAAUCACCACACCAACAUUCGUGGUCAGGUGCCGAACAGAGGUCAUCCCCCAAACUAUGAUAAUUCCCAAGUAAACAAAAAUCGCAGGCCUGGUAAUCCGAACUUCGUUCCCAUCCAACAAACCAACUUGGAUCGAAACGCGAUAAUCGAUGACGACAUUCAGCUGCCCAGAGAUCGAUUCCGUUCCCCUGAAGCCCGCCCAAAACAACAUGCACCAUAUAUUGAUCAGGAUCCAAAUAAUAUGGACGCCAGCAUUGGCGGAAACCGUAGACCCCAAACGGGUCGCAAUUAUCAGCGUAUAGUGAAUGACAAUCAAAUAAUACUACGUCGCACCGACUGGAUUAACUCAAACGAAGAGAAUCCAGAUCACUACGGUCGAGACGACUAUGUACCCGAUGAACGCGACCUGCUGGAAGAUGCACACUUCACCGAUGACUCAGAUGGUGCACCUAUGGAUGAUGAUCAUGUUCGUGGACAGCAGUACGAAUCUUUUGGUAGCCCAGAGGAGCGCGAGUUCAAUCGCCACUCCAGGGGUAACCAAGCCAACCCCCGAGAUCGUAACAUCGAUGAUCGUAAUUCAUAUGGACGCAAUCGCAACGAUCGUAACUUGGAGGGCACUAGGCGCCAGUUCGAUCGAGAAUUCGAUCGCCGCAACUUAAACGACGACUUCAAUCAGCGAAACAACUCUUCGCGUGGCGGUGACACCCAGCGUUUUCCCCGAAGGGAGGAUGACACAUUCCUAGGCUCAAAUAGCCCUGAUUUUCCACCGAACUAUCAACAAACUAUUCGCCGUGGAUCGGGUUCCAACAGACCCAUGGAUCCCAAUCAAACCAGACGAAACGUACCAAAUGCCGAUGAAACUGCACCAAGAGUGGGCCAUUCUGGAGGUCCCCCACCGAACAGAACUAACUUAAAUAAUAAAAUGACCAAAAAUAUAAAUCCUGGUAGGAAGCCACAAAUCAGUUCUGGCGCUCCUAAUCAACCCAGGUCAAGUUCAAUCACAUCUCAAAAUCGAUUGGCAAGUCAAGAUCGCAGUGCGACCUCACGGAAUGUGAAGUCCGCUGCUCCCAGCCAAGGACGUGCAAGUCCAAACCAAAAUAUCAAGAAGUCAGCAGUCGCACCCAACACUCGUGCACCGCAUCCAAACAAACCUAUGAACACCAAUCCUGGUGCAUCCAAGCCUGGUCAGCCGGUAAUCAAACCUAAACCACUGGCAACUAAGAACAACGCGGCCAUGGCGAAACCACGCGCUGGGCAAAAGAGAAAAGCCGAGGCCACACAUUUAGGGGCCUCGAACCGGGCUAACAAAGCCGAGCCAAAACGCCAGAGAGCGGAAACAGAUCGCAGCUUCAUUAUAGCCGGAAUUAGCCUGCCCUACAUCAACAGCAAUAGCAAGGAGCUGCCACAACCGGAGGCGGAGUCGUACGCGGUGACCUUCUUCGAGCAAACGCCCAUCUACAACACAAACAUAUAUGCCGAGGACGAUGGCCAUGUUGAUGAAGACUCGGAUGGGGAUGAGGAGGACAUGUCCGAUGCUGAAUCUCUGGACUCGAACCGGUCUGGUGUUCAGUCAAAAGUUAAAGGACGCAGUUCCAAGAAGAAGUUGCGCGCCCAGCUGCGCAAGGAAUGGACCAAAAUCUAUAGAACCAAUAACUACAAGGACUGGCACGCCUGGUGGAGCGAUUACAAGUGGUGCGGCAGCGAGAUCAACAAAAAGCUGGACAAGUACGGCGACCGCAGUCUGCGCCACCGCUUCGCUCCCAUCGGCCGGAAAGGCUUGACCGAACAGACGAUCAAUCAGAUCUUCAAAGCGGGCCACAUGGGUCUGGAGAAGAACACCUUCAGCCAUUACCGCAACAUGCGUUCGAUUUUCCUGCUGAUGAACGAAACGUUCCUGCAGAGUUUGUCUGAUGAACAAUUGGAAAAGUUGCAGGACCUGAUUCGUGGCAUUCCAAAUCACUUGUGGCUCUACAAGAUCCGCAGCAUGGUCUACCUUUGGGAAAGGUACCAUGGCACUCUUAAAACCCAAAACCCCAAAAAUAUCACUAGUACUAAGGAAAUCCAAUCCAUUGCGCGAGCAUGGAAAAAUCCUGUCUUUCACUGGUUGGCCAAGCAGGCCUUCGAUGAGCUUAAGGCAAUCAGCGAGAUCGCGUGGCCGGAUCAUAAAAAAAUCUAUCCCGGCUUGAAAUCUUAAUUAAAUGCAAAACGAAUUGCCCAAAUGAUUGUAGCUUGAUGUGUAUUAGAUUGUAUACGGAAUAAAAGCCAAAUAAAACAAGGGUUUUGCUUCUGCAAUGGCCAA
This is a messenger RNA of Drosophila teissieri, 4912 nucleotides long. Its product is annotated as GATA zinc finger domain-containing protein 14-like. Lineage: Eukaryota; Metazoa; Arthropoda; Insecta; Diptera; Drosophilidae. The record is from RefSeq and is a predicted model, not a curated record. The transcript has 3 exons. The coding region runs from base 1424 to 4807 and encodes 1127 amino acids.